AUGCCACUCAAACGCGCACGUGACUUGGGUCCGCAAUUUUCCCUCUCCGACACGACAAUAAUCAACAAUUCCGCAGUCCGCACCACACGCUCGACAUUGCCAGGCCCGGCUCUCCGCAAAAUGCAGAAGAUCGUCCGCCGGACAGCUCUGGCGCGGAACCAGGCUCAGCGCAAAGCUAUCCUAGCGAACAAAGAAGCCAAACAUGAGGAAAUGAACGACACCCUGCGACAGCGCUUCCAGUACAACCGAUCUCAACUAGACCACAUUCGCGCCGAGAGGCUACGACGUCGUGAGGACUGGAUGAAAGGGCCGCUUGCUCCCCAGCGAGAUGCGGGUCUGGACGGGAAACAGUUUGCUGCUCUGAGUCCGCAAUCAAUGAACCCGCCGGCUAUCCCGAAGCAUUUGCGGAGAAAGUAUAUCAACUUUGCACCCGGAGACCGGGUGUGUAUUAUGAGGGGAAGAGAUAAGGGAAAGAUCAACAUGGUGACUCGCGUGGAUGAGUCUAACGAGACCGUUAUUGUGAAGGAUUGCAACGUUGCCGAAGUCUACUUCCCUGAAUGGCUCAGCGAGCAAUUCGGCAACACGAACCCUUUCCAAACUGUCCCUAUCCCCAUCUCCAUCGAUGAUGUCCGCCUUGUCGCCGCCCUCGACGACCCAGCCACAGGCAUCACUCGCGACGUCCUAGUCGAACACGUGUAUGGCGGCGGACCCAUCCUCGAGCGUGAGCACGGUAUUGACACACCCCGCCACACCCGCUACAUUGCCGGCGAGGACAUCGAGAUCCCCUGGCCGCGUCCCGAGAAAGCCAACUUCAAAGACGAAGAAUGGGACACGCUCCGCAUGGAGGUCGAAACGCCUACCUGGGUGCCGUCGCUUCAUUUUGCGCCCUUUCCGCCGAGUGUGCUCGACGAGCUGCGGAAUAAGUUCUCCAAGUACCGGACGCGUCAUGACCCAGAGUUUGUGGAGCAGAAGAGGAUGGAGGAUCUUAAGAAGGAGUAUCUUCAGAGCAGGUCUUUGAUGACGCCAAAGGGUGAGCUUAUAGCUAUGAUUCAGAAGAAGAAGAAGGAAGCGUUGGAGAGCAGGCGGGACGAGGAAGGUAAUUUGAUGAUGGAUAAGACGACGCUGGCGUUCAUUGAGGGGUUCAUGAAGGAGAAUACACCGAAGAAGGCUAAGAAGUCAAAGAAGGCUAAAAUGGUUCAGGUUGCUUGA
Molecule: messenger RNA, 1209 nt
Organism: Aspergillus mulundensis
Lineage: Eukaryota; Fungi; Ascomycota; Eurotiomycetes; Eurotiales; Aspergillaceae
Product: mitochondrial 54S ribosomal protein uL24m
Exons: 2
Coding region: 1-1209 (402 amino acids)
Biological process (GO): translation
Cellular component (GO): mitochondrion; ribosome
Molecular function (GO): RNA binding; structural constituent of ribosome
Source: RefSeq, a predicted model, not a curated record